Molecule: messenger RNA, 1251 nt
Organism: Arabis nemorensis
Lineage: Eukaryota; Viridiplantae; Streptophyta; Magnoliopsida; Brassicales; Brassicaceae
Source: the annotation of a GenBank genome assembly
AUGGCUGCGGCUGUAACUGAGGGAGUUGUGUCGUUUGGAGUGCAAAAACUCUGGGAGCUCCUGAGUCGAGAAUCUGAGCGAUUGCAGGGAGUUGAUGAGCAAGUUGCUGGACUAAAACGUCAUACGAGAACAUUACAGUCACUGUUGAACGAUGCAUAUGCCAAGAAAUAUGAGAGUGAAAGAGUGAGAAACUUGUUGGAAGAUGUCAAAGACAUUGUUGAUGAUGCUGAGGAUAUAAUCGAAUCCUUUCUUCUCAAAGAAAUAAAAGAAAAAGGUAUCAAGAAGCGCGUGAAAAGACUUUCUUGUUUCUUGGUGGAUCGCCGAAGGUUUGCUACAGACAUUGAAGGCAUAACUGAGAGGAUCUCCGAGGUGAUUGCGCGAAUGCAGAAUUUUGGAAUAAUACAGAAGAUAGAUGGUGGUCGUUCACUGUCUCUACAAGAGAGACAAAGGGUGCAAAGGGAGUUUCGACAAACAUUUCCUAAGAGUUCUGAAAAGGGUUUUUUAGACAGUAAUACAAAGUUGGAAUUGGGUAAUCUAGUGAACCUGGAGACCUUGUGGCAUUUCCCAACAAAACAGGGUAAUGUCACAGACCUCCUCGGUAUGACUAGGCUCAGAACUCUCUCUGUAUUUUCCGAUCGCAAUUGUACUUCUGAAACUCUACAGUCAUCUCUCCGUGAAUUAAGAAACCUGGAGACGUUUUAUUUAGUUGAUCGGAACCUUGCAACCCAUGGGGGGGCUUAUCAAGUGGAUUUCGUUGGGGAUUUCAUUCAUCUAAGAGAUUUAACGCUUUUCGUGCAUAUGCCAAGGUUUCCUGAUCAAUCUCGAUUCCCUCCCAACCUUGCAAACAUAUCUCUAAGUGAUUGUAGGAUAGAGGAGGAUCCACUGCCGAUUCUGGAAAAGUUGCUUCAUUUAAAGUCGGCUGAAUUAUCGUACCAUGCUUUCGUGGGGAGGAGAAUGGUGUGUUCAAAAGGUGGAUUCCCUCAAUUAUGUGAGCUAAUAUUGGAGCUAGACGAGUUAGAAGAGUGGGUUGUAGAAGAAGGGUCGAUGCCAUGUCUUCGUACUUUGACGAUAGACUGCUGCAAAAAGUUGAAGGAGGUACCGGACGGGCUCAAGUAUAUAACUUCUUUAAAGAAACUGGUAAUCACAGGUAUGAAGGGGUGGAAGAAGAAAUUAGUACCAGGUGGGGAAAGUUACUACAAAGUCCAACACAUUCCUGAGGUUGAAUUUGAGUACUGCGACGACGAUGAAUAA